Molecule: messenger RNA, 2501 nt
Organism: Ectocarpus siliculosus
Lineage: Eukaryota; Phaeophyceae; Ectocarpales; Ectocarpaceae
Source: the annotation of a GenBank genome assembly
AUGGGCGGAUAUUCUAGCACGCCCCGAAAAGGGAAAACCUCGGAGGAAGAAGGAGACGAAAGCUUAUUCUACGCUGCAAGUGGCAUGCAAGGAUGGCGAGCAUCGAUGGAAGACGCUCACAUCGCUCUGCUCAAGGUUCCGCAUGGCCAACCCCCAACUUCGGCUGCUAUAGGCGCUGCACGAAUAGGUCUUUUCAGCAACCAAAGUCACAAGCCCCCGCUCAGAAGGAGCGGCAGCCGAGGCGGUAUCAUCACAGCUGUAGGUGAUUCAAACGGCCCCUCAGCAUCGGGUGCCCAGGCAGCACGACGUCGGGCGGAGACUUUUUCGGCAGGAGACACUGAGGGACUCUCUCAGCAGGGCCGCCUCAAAGAUGAGACAGGCUCACAGCAGACCGCAGCAAUUAGCAGGGAGGGUCCAAGGCGAGCGUCUACUGGGGCAGUGAAAGGGAGGAGCGGCUUCGCAGCCGCGUCAGACGAUAGUGGCGGCGGGGGUGAUGGAAGCAGCUGCGUCGGUGCGGGGUGGAAAGCGGUGGACUUGUUGGAAGAUGCGGCUCUGUUUGGGGUGUUCGACGGACACGGGGGCAAAGCGGUCGCGGACUUUUGCAAGGAGCGGCUACCAGGCCUGCUGGCCGCGUCGCCUGACAUUCGCGCCGGCAACUGGAGGGACGGUUUUCCCCGCGUGUACCACGCCUUGGACGCGCUGUUGAAGUCCGGGGAAGGGCAGGAGAAAACCGGAGGGUGGGGAGGGGCCACCAAGGUUGACGGGAUAGGUGUGGGUUGCACGAUCGUGACAGCCCUGCUGGACCGGAAAAGAGGACAGUGCUACGUGGCGCACGCGGGUGACUCGCGGUGUGUGCUGUGCCGUGCUGGACGAGCCGUGCAGCUGACAAGAGAUCACAAGCCAGGAAUGCCGUCCGAGUAUGCCAGAAUAGUGGCUGCCGGUGGGCAUGUGUCGCGAGCUGGUCGAGUUAACGACAAUUUGAACCUCUCUCGAGCCAUCGGUGAUAUGGUGUACAAAAGAAACCACCUUCGGCAACCGAAAGACCAAAUUAUCUCCGCCGAGCCCGACGUUUGUAGAUUUAUGGUAACCCCCGGCGUGGACGAGUUUUUGAUACUGGCCUGCGACGGAGUGUGGGAGAUGAUGAACACGACACAAGUUGUGGCGUUCGUUCGGUCAGGACUUCGCGCUGGUUCGGCCCCGCGAGAGGUCUGCGAAAGCCUCCUGGAUGCUUGCCUCUCACCCGACCCAAAGGGCACGCGCUAUGCUGGCUGCGACAACAUGACGGUAUUGCUGGUUUUGCUGGAUGGAUGGGAGGGCGCGCUAGCCACCAAGGCCUACACGCCGGCCUUGACUUUUUCCGGGGGCAGAAUCGGGAGCGUCGGAGAGGCUGCUGCAGCAAUGUCUGCGACCCUGCCGAAGAUGCCUCGGCCAUUGAGCAACGCCCGGCCUCCUCUUCCCGCUGAGUUUCGAGCGGCAAUGUCUACCGGGACGACCGCACCAGCCCCUAAACCCGAGAGUGACUCGCAAGCCGCUCAAGAAGCUGGAGCGGCGAACAGAGACAAACCUGCGGCACCUGCACCAGAAACAGAGCCGUCUGGCGAUGGGAACGCAAGCCAAGGAAGCGCGACCGUGGGCGCAACUGACAGUGCGGCAAAAAUGGGCUGGACCCAGCGAAGAAUAGCGGCAGGCAAAGUGGCGCCUCCCCGCACGGCCCACGGAAUAGAGUUCGCACUCGCGUCGUUCUCGGCCCCUUUUGUGGCCAAAGCUCCGGCAGCUGGCUCGCGCAUGAGCACAGGCAGCAUCAACAGCCGCGGCGUUGUUACCGCCGCUACCGGUGCCUCGGCUACCGCUGGUGACUUGGCCACGUCGUCGGUGGCUAAGCAGCGGAAUGCGUCACGAGCGAGCAGCAGUUCCGUUCCCCCAAACGCUCGACGGCGAAACAGCAACCAUCUGCGGUCGGCCACCGCGCCGAUGUUGCCGUCCCCCUUGUGGCACCACCGCCAGCGCCGCGAACCUCCGGAAGAGCGAAUUGCCGCUGCGGCGGCGAUAGCCGUCCUGGCCGAAGUGGGCGCGGCCGGCGCCGUUGCUGCUUCUGCCUUGGCAAAAGAAAACGCGGCGCCACCAUGUCAAAAUCCCAGUGCCAAUGGAAGGCCAGGUGGUAUGGCGGAGGUCGACUCUACCGCAGAGGUAUGCGGUCGAGGCAAGGCCGGGGAGGAGUCAGGCCGGCAAGCACCGCCAUCAGAGGAUGCCGGCUUAGUGUUCGUGCCUGUCGAGCCGUCAGCGACACCUUCAGAGGUAACCGUCACUGCGACUGCGUCUCCUCAUCACCCCACCUAGGGGGCGGAGAGGCCGCACUUAUGACUCUGCCUCGAGCUGGAGACACCGUUUAGGUCAAGGUCGUGUGUCACAUAGUAGGUAGGGGUGCAAGUUUCGUUGGUGCGUCGGUAACAGCCUGAGUCACUUUGUUCGGUAAAUAUGUGCUCAAAGCACUUUUGCCCGUA